This is a messenger RNA of Parus major (Great Tit), 762 nucleotides long. Its product is annotated as testis-specific gene 10 protein. NCBI's taxonomy places the organism in Eukaryota, Metazoa, Chordata, Aves, Passeriformes, Paridae. The record is from RefSeq and is a predicted model, not a curated record.
AUGGCAGAAAUUCAGGGCAACUUCAAAGUUUUAACAGCUGAGAGAGACAAAAUUCUCAAUCUUUAUGAACAGGCAAAGGAGGAGAUUUCCCCACUUUGUCAAGAAGUUAUAAAAUGUCCCAGGACUCCUAAAGCCACAGUUCAAGCUGUAUUAAGACACAUGGAGAUAGAAAGGGAUACAGCACUGUCAGAUUUCCAAAGGAUGCCUGUAGAACAUGUUGGCCUCAGGGAGCAGUUACAGAUUAUAUUUAUAGUUAGAUAUGAACAGUUAGAACAGAUGUCCAAAGUGGCACUAAUGAAAGACACCACUGAUUCUCUGGAAACUGAGAUGAAAAGAUUGACAAGAAAACUAUUGGAUUCUGAAACUGAGCUGAGUUGACAGGAAGCUGAAUAUUCUUUUCUUAGUUUAUUGAAUGAAAAGACAGAACUGAGUCUUUCAGAGAUUCAGUGAAGCCUUGUGAGAAAAACACUUGAAAUACAACUUAGCCAAGAGAAAAUUAUGCAUUUAGAUGAAAAAACUGAUAACUUUUCAAUAUAAAGUCUUGUACAACAAGAGGAGAUCUGUACUUGGAAAGAAACAAUUGCAAAACUUAGUAUGGAGAAGUCAUCUCUGCAAGACUGUGUGGAAGAAGGGAGGAUUUCUACUUUUCAGUAAAGCCUGGCAAUUAAAGAGAAAAUUAUUUCAGAUUUCAAGAUUCUUAUUUCAGAGUUGGAGCAUUCCACAAAGCAAGGAUGAAAAUUCAAGAUCAUUAUAAAAUUUUGA